ACUGGGCCUAAAUCACGUAUAAAAUCUGUUGGAAGUAUUGCUGAGCUACGGAAUUUUGCUUUUCAUUUCAAUUGUUACUAUUAGCAAUAGUAUUUAUUUCUAUCAUUUUCAUAUCGUAUUCGUUUAUAUCUAUGAGUAUGCAAAUAUAUGCGGAUAAGCCGUAUGCUGUACUUGAAUUACCUAUAGAAAAUGAAUUGGAGUCAACUGUUUAUGUAGUGCCAGCAUGUACAUGGCUGGAGGAUAUAACUAUAAAAGUGUCUGCAAAAGAUGGCAAACAAGUUACAUUUGCAGCUCUAUGCAAAUGGCUUCCACACGAAUUAAAACUAAGCGACCAUUUAGAAAAAAGAAAGAAACCAAUUGUGAAUUGGAUUACAUAUGAAAAUGUUAAAAUUUUGAAGUUUUGUAAAUCUAUAAGACAAGCUAAAGAAGAAGUGGAAAAAGCUUUAAAUAUCUCGGAUCUGUCACAGUCUGACAAGGAUAGAAACAUUAAGCGCCAACGAAUUGUAACUAGAAGAUACAGUCCUCCUUUGACUGUAACAUCAAUGAAUCGAAGAAAACGUACUAUAUAUUCUUCUGAUUCAGACAGUGAUAUUGAGUUACAAGCACCAAUUGUAAAAGGCUUAAAGAUAAAUGCAAAUAAGGAAAAGACAUCAUAUAUUUUCACAUCCUGAUGAUACUUGCAACAAUAAUUAUACAA
Messenger RNA from Harpegnathos saltator (Jerdon's jumping ant), 697 nucleotides. RefSeq lists its product as uncharacterized. The coding region runs from base 132 to 671 and encodes 179 amino acids. The record is from RefSeq and is a predicted model, not a curated record. NCBI's taxonomy places the organism in Eukaryota, Metazoa, Arthropoda, Insecta, Hymenoptera, Formicidae. The transcript is spliced from 4 exons.